Haplochromis burtoni (Burton's mouthbrooder) is the source of this 3339-nucleotide messenger RNA. RefSeq names its product unconventional myosin-IXb-like. NCBI's taxonomy places the organism in Eukaryota, Metazoa, Chordata, Actinopteri, Cichliformes, Cichlidae. The record is from RefSeq and is a predicted model, not a curated record. Bases 662 to 2563 code for a protein of 633 amino acids. Gene Ontology annotation, biological process: intracellular signal transduction. The transcript has 16 exons. Gene Ontology annotation, molecular function: microfilament motor activity; GTPase activator activity.
UGCAAAUAUGUGAUGUCUUGAUAAAUUGGGCAAAUAUUUGAAGUUUACACAGCUACAUUCUCGCCUAAAAAUAUCUUAAAAGUUUAUUUUGUGACCCAAAAAGACACCGACACAAAUCUGGUAAAAGGGAGGACGCAUUUGUCGCAGCAUUUGGAGGAGUCUUUGAGUUUGGACAUCCUUUGUCGCAUCGCUGUUACGUAAUCGACCUGCAAAUGCGGCUUCCGAAAGAUGCAAAAGACACCUCUGAACUUGGACACAGCUAAGAUACCGAAGACUGCUUCUUCUUCUUUGGCGUUUAACAGAAGCUGGUGAUGGACUGUCACUAUUGUGCUGCAGUUAUAUCAUGUGCAUUGGGUGUGGUUUGGUGGAGGCACUUGUAAAUUUAAAUGUAAGCCUUUAAGAUGAUAUUGGUGCUUGCGCAGCAGGGGAGCACGGUUGGGGGGAAAGGAGCGACUGUCACUUUGGAUCAGAACGUGAUUUGUUUUGUUGUUGUUGGCUUCUUUACACAAUUUGUGCUCUAGUUUUUAAAAUCUUUGUGUUUCAGAUAACUGAUGGCUCAACGUUCUCCCUUCCAAUCCACAACACCAAUGAGGACAGCAUAGGACAUCACGACACCAGCACCCCUGAUAGGACUUGGUCUCUCGGUAAAUUCCUGAGGAAAAUGGCACCCAGAAUAUCCCCCAGCAGUGAAUCUCCAACAGAUAAAGCAGUCACCUUCUCCAAGCACACUUCACAUUCUAACCAAACGACAAACCAAAACAGUGCGAAAUCAAAUCGUAACCCCACCAUUCGAAUCAGCCGUGCCACACGGGGGUUGCAGUGGGACUCCUCUCUGGACCAAGAGGUUACUGACAGCAAGGAGCUACGAAACCUGGAUGAGUUCCUUGGGAAUCAGGUGAAUGAGCUGCAAACUAGAAAGGAUCUGUCGCCAGCUGAGGCGAUUUUUCUCACAGCCACGAUGCAGUUCAGAGAGAACAUCAAAGGCAUGUACUCUGUCCAGAAGCCCCAGAUUCACUACAAAGAUCUGAUGAAAGGCUUCCAUAACAAGGUGAACACGCUAGCAGGAGCCACUGAAAAGGGAGAAGUUCCAAUGGUGGUAAACCUCUUCCAGUCUGUGCUGGACGGCUUCAUCAGGGCCACAAAGAAACGAGCAGCGUCUGAACCUGCAAAGACAUUGAAGAAGAGAAGGAAAAAGGAUAAAAGUCUUGACAGUCCUCUGGAUCACCUGUUCAGCACAUACCAGGUGAACAUUAUGCAGUCAUGUGACUUGUGUGGCUCCUACAUCUGGGGAAUGGAGAAAGCCUAUAUGUGCAGUGCGUGUAAGUUGAUAUGUCACAAGAAAUGCCUGAGCAAAAUCAUCACGGACUGCUCGACACGGUGUGCCAGGCAGGAUGGCAGUUUACCAGCCCCAGCUCACUUUGGCGUGCAGGUGUGCGCCCUCACCAGUAAAGCCAACCCCGUGCCCAUAGUGAUGGAGACGUUGCUGAUGCACGUGGAGCUAAACGGCCUCUACACCGAAGGGAUUUACCGCAAGUCGGGCUCGGCCUGCCGAGCGAAGGAGCUUCACCAGGUUCUGCAGAAAAAUCCUGAGACGGUAUGUUUGGAUAACUACCCGAUCCACACCAUCACAGGCCUCAUUAAACGCUGGCUCAGAGAGCUGCCUGACCCCCUCAUGACAUUUUCCCUCUACCACGACUUUCUGCAUGCUGUGGAAUUACCCGAGGAAGAAGAGAGAAUAAAGGCCGUGUACCAAAAGCUCGAAGAACUUCCUCCUGCUAAUUUCAGCACGUUAGAGCGGCUGAUCUUUCACCUUGUCAGAGUUGCAAAGGACGAAGAGCACAAUAAGAUGUCACCAAGUGCACUUGCUAUUGUGUUUGCCCCCUGCAUCCUGCGUUCACCUGAUUCUGAUGACCCCCUCCUCUGUAUGAAGGACGUGCCUAGGACUACACUUUGUGUGGAGAUCCUGAUCACUGAGCAGUUCAGGCGCUACAACGAAAAGAUGCAAAAUAUCCAGGAGCUGGAACACGCGGAGGCCAUGGCUGUCAAUCAACUCAGACUCAGAAGACAAGCCACGGUUGUUGAACAGUCCGAGCUCAAGGUUCCACAGGAAACGCAGCCUGAUGAAGCGGUGAAGACCCUCCUUGAAAGGAUCAAGUCCCUCAAGCAAGAAAAGUUGGACUUGGUCUCCAGGUUGCCUGAGCUGGAUCAGGAAGAAUCUGACAUUGAAAACUUAGACUCCUCAUCAUGGUUGAGCACCGACAGCCUGGACCUACUAGGGACACUGGACUUGGAAGGAAAACCAAUCACGCAUGUGAAAACCCAGGAACCUGACCUCCCUCCCAAACCUGCUGACCUGACACAGAGAAUUAGACAUCUAAUGGUUCAACGCGAUCAUGAACAGAAAGAGUUCACAUCUGGAGAAAAAGCAGAUGUUAUCCAGCCUCGAAAAGACACUCCCUCCCCAGCCAGCACGCCCCUUAUAGCCAGUAAGAAGUUUAACGGGAGCUCUGACGACCUGGACAUCCCUUACAUUGACGAGGAUGAAGAUUUAAACCGAGAAUAACACCAUAAAUUGUUCUAAUUUGAAAAAUUCCCAAAUGUGUAUUAAUGGAAACAAAAAAGUGUGCGCUUUGUUUUGUAGACGUUUCGAUUUGUCCAUGCUGGUAUGGAAAUGAACUGCUUUGAAAAUGUAUAUGUAUUUAAUGGGAGAUGAUGCUGACUGUUCUUUCGGGGAGGUUUUAUUAUUAUUAUUAUUAUUAUUAUUAUUAUUAUUAUGGCAGAUCUGGAUUAGUACUUCUCUUUGUAUCAGUAUACUGCGUGUAAUUUUUUUAACCUAUUUCAGAAUUGUACAGCUCUGAUUUUAAUAAAAGGCAGAUAUUUUUGACGUGUUCUUUGUGACGAGCUCCGUCGAGAAAUAUAGAACGUGAUAAAGAGCACUCAAGUACACAAGAGUGUCUUUUACUAAUUAACUCUGAGCUCAAUCACUGUGUUACUAAUGAAUGCCUUGUGUGUUGUUGGGGAAUAAAUAGCUUGUGCUUGUACCAGAAAACUUCUGACCUUGUACAUAAAGUGAUUCUGUCUCCUAAAGACUUCAGUGCUGCAUUUUGUGUUCUCAUCCUGCUCACAAAGUCAUCCCUUUAGUUGUAUUUCUAGUUAUAUUGAUUUAAUUCUACACUACUGUGACUGAUUAAGUUUACCUGACUGACUUUAUUUGCUAUUGCAAAGCUGUGCAACUUCACCAAGUCAGCAUCUGUUUAUAAUUUCGUUUUCUUUUUUAUUUUAGGACAUCAUCCAAGUUUUGCCAAUAUCACCGACUGAAAUAAACCAAAUGUUAUCAAG